CAGGACGUACCACGAUCAGGAAUCGUGAUAAAGAGACUGAUUUACAGAAAUCCCCAAGAAAUUUCUUGGAUCCAUUUCAGUAAUUCUCUUACAAGUCAAUAUUUUUUGACUAAUUUUCUUCAUUUAUUUUCAUUGAAAAAAUAUUAUACUAUUCCUUACACUUUAUUUAUAUUUUUAUGUUGAUUAAUGAAAAAUUUUUGUUAAAUAAUUGAGUUAAACACUCACGACUGUAUUUGAUGGUGACAAGUGCGAGCACACAAUCAUCUUCUACUUAUAAUGAUCAGGCAAGGAGAUACAAAAAAAGAAUUACCAAAGCUGGUUUGGAGUUCAGCAGUGAAGACAUUACUACUUGUGGCAUCUCUAAUUUAUCGAGAAGUCAAUGCUCAGAAUCAUUAUCAAUGCAUCAAAGAAGGUUACCAUGCAGAUCCCAAAGAUUGUCAUGUAUAUUAUAGAUGUGUAAAUUGGGGCACUACUACUUCUGAAUCUCCAUCACCUUUGACUAAAUUUAAAUUUGAAUGUGGACCAGGAACAGUUUUUUCUCACAUAAAAGGAAACAUUUGUGUUCAUCCAAAUGAUAGUGAAAGACCAGAGUGUAGAAAAUCAGAAAAUGAUUUAGACUUUAAUAUGAAUGACUACGAAGAUAAUCAAGAGGAAAUAUAUCCACAUCCAUCAUGGCCUAGUUCUUCAAGACGACCGAGUAAUUAUCCAAGUUAUAUUCCUCCAGGAUAUCCAAAUGAAGGAUAUACUUCAAAUGGUCAACAACGACCAAAUAAUAAUCCAUCUUACAUUCCUCAAAUGGAUACAAACCAAGGGUAUACUCCUGAAUCUUUACCGAAACCGAGUAAUAUUCCUUCUUAUAUUCCUCCAUCUGUUGAUAGUACGACAUACAAAUCAACCAGUGGGACAGAAGGACUCAUAGAAUCCGCCGAAUUAUUACCUCCACCUGUAACGGGAAUAGAUAAUUCUGGCUGUUCGCGAGAAGGUUUCAUGGUUCAUCCUAAAGAUUGUAAAAAAUUUAUUCGAUGUGUUAGUAAUGGUACCGGAUAUUAUCAAAAGUUUGAAUUUACUUGUGGCGAAGGAACAUUAUGGGAUUCAACAAUUGAAGCCUGUAAUCAUGAAUGGGCAGUUAAAGGUAACUGUUUCUCUGAACCAACAUCCACUCAAAGUAAUGAUUCUGGAACAACUGAUUCGUAUCAACAAUCGACUAAUAAAAAAUCAACUGUUCUCAUUAAACCUACUCAAAGUUCUGGAUAUUUACCACCUUCCACUUUACGCCCAGUAACUCCUAAACCAUCUCAAACCCAAUUACCAAUUGGUUCACUUUCUACAAUAACUCAGGAACCAUUAACUCCAUAUCCGUCAACUCCUUCAUCUUUUGACAUGACAAGUAUUACUCCGACAAUGACUACUCAAGCAAAUUAUACUCCUCAAAGUAUUUCUAAUGAUGAUUGUAUUGUAGAAGGCUUCUUUUCGAAUCCCGAAAAUUGUCGAAAGUUUUACAGAUGUGUUGCACAGGAAGGACAAAAACUGAUCAAGUAUGAAUUCGAGUGUGGUGAGGGUACAGCUUGGGAUACCAAUAUUCAAGCUUGUAAUCAUGAAUAUAUUGUUUCUGAAUGUAAUUCGUCUUUUAAUAAUGGAUCAACAGACGCUUCAUUAACAGGAACAAUAAACAAUGACGAGAAAAAAAAUAAAACAACAAGUGAAAAAGACUCAAAUACGACAAAAGAGCCAGAAACUUUUACAAAAGAGGAAUUAAAACCAUCUAAUGAUAUUACUGGCUUUAGUUCUUUCAAACCCACUUCUACAACUAUAAGUAUGUCUACUAUCAAAGAAGAAACAAAUCCUACAACUGAAAGUUCAAUAUCUACAGAAACUUUAAUGCCCACUGAAACCUCAACAUCUUCUGAAGCUAUCAUAUCUGUAUCAAUGACUUCAAUAUCCGACGUAUCAUCAACAAUAACUACAAGUACAUCACUAUCGUCAACGAAUACAACUCCAAAUGAACAACUUGCUAUAUCAAAAUGUAAAGAUGAAGGAUUUUAUGCAGAUCCCAAUGAUUGUCAUAAAUUUUAUCGAUGUGUCAAAACAAACGGUAAAUACACAAAAUAUAAUUUUGAGUGUGCUCCAGGAACUGCUUGGGAUCAGUCUAUAUUAACUUGUAAUUAUGCUCAUUUAGUAUCAUUAUGUAGUCCUGAAACUAAUGAAAUUCCUAGUUUUACUAAAGAAACAGAAAAACCUAUGGAUUCAACUAAAAAACCAAAAGAAAAUGAUUAUAGUUCUUCUAUGACGCCAACGACCAUCUUUGCUUCUACUACUACUACUACCACCAGUAGUAGUACUCAAGCAAAUAUAGAGGCAAUAACAACAAAUAAAAAUAACGAAAGUAAUGAAAAUAAUAAUAAAGAUACUGAACCAACAACGGAAAGUUUAGAAAAAUCUUCUACAACAAUGGAAACUCUGAAUACAUCCGAUUUAUCGACAACAGACUCCAAUACAUCAGGAUCAACGAAGCCUAAUUUAUUGAAUGAUAAGAUCAAGUGUGACUCAACAGGAUUUUAUCCACAUCCAACGCAAUGUGAUAAAUUUUACCGAUGUGUAGAUAACGGAAAUGGUUACAAUAUUUAUCAUUUUAAUUGUGCUCCUGGAACAAUAUUUGAUCCAAGUAUUAGUGUCUGUAAUUAUCCAGAAUCGAUUUAUCCACUAAGAGAUUGUAGUGGUAAUCCUUCCAGUUCAUCUUCAUCUUCACCGAGCACCACGGUUAUGUCUCCAAUAAAUACUAGUGAAACAGAAAUUACUACACAAAUAUCAACAACAACAUCUCUAGAUAUUGAUGAAGGAACAACAACAGAAUUUACUGAAGAGACUACUGAAAUUGAAAUUACAACUGAGGGUUUAGAUCAAACAAGUACGGAAAAAGAUAUAGACACUUCAACAAUGUCAACUGAAGGAAUGAUCGAGUCAACAACUAUAGAAGAAUCAGGUUCUACUGCAACAGAAUCUGAUAGUAAAACAAGUACUGAGCCAACAACGGAAACAGAAGCAGAAUCAAGUACUGAUAGUGAUAAACCUAUUACUACUACUACUACUACUAUUGAACCUGAUAUCUCAUUACCAGUUGCUCCUUGCACAUUAGGAAACUUGACAGACGAGCAGAUUGUUCUUGUAUGUCCAACAGGUUUCCGACGUCAUCCUAAAUAUUGUAAUAUGUUUUAUCAAUGUACUUCUGAAGGUAACAUGGCAAUAAAGAUCUUAGUUCUUGUAUGUCCGGAAAAUACAAUCUUCGAUGAAGAAAAAGUACAAUGCCUUGCAGAAAGUGAAAAUUCUCAACCAUGUAAUACUGAACUUACACCUGCUAGAUUUUAUCGACAAAUUGAAAAAUCAUCUAUACAACCUAUAAGAGCAACACGUGACAGUUUGUGUCCGGGAGAAGGUCAUUACCCCUACCAAAAAGGUUGUAGUAAUGUUUUCUACAAGUGCAAAAGAAAUCAGAAAAAUUCCCUUCAAGGCUACUUGUAUAGAUGUCCUAAUGACUUUGUAUAUUGGUCAGUAUCUCGACGAUGUGAAAAAGCAAGUCGAUUACGCACGUGUUCUCAAGAACAACACGAUAAAGAUAGAGAAGAAAUAGAUACAUGGAACAAACGUUGGGAGUUACCUAUUGAAGAUUCUAAUCUUUCAGCGCGUAUGAUUCAUUUUUAAGAUAACAUAUCAUUGAUCAAUUAACAUCGUAUAAGUAUAUUUUCUUCCUUCUUUUUGCUACAAAUUAUUGAAAAAAAAAAAA
Chelonus insularis is the source of this 3778-nucleotide messenger RNA. RefSeq names its product location of vulva defective 1-like. The record is from RefSeq and is a predicted model, not a curated record. The transcript has 5 exons. Bases 277 to 3696 code for a protein of 1139 amino acids. Gene Ontology annotation, cellular component: extracellular region. Gene Ontology annotation, molecular function: chitin binding. Lineage: Eukaryota; Metazoa; Arthropoda; Insecta; Hymenoptera; Braconidae.